AUGGCGAGGCAGGAGAAGGAGGACCCGCACAAGCAAUUGGUUGAAGCUUCAGAGACAUUGAAACCCCAAGCCGGAGAACUGAAAGAUGCCCAUUGGCAGCAAAAGCUGGCCCUGCAGGAGUUCUUGGAGCUCAAUGAGCUCAUGGCAGAGCUCUACUCCCAGAAGCAGAAGCUGGAAGCUCAGCUCAAGGACACCGUUGCUGAGGCCUCAAAGGAGUGCAGACUUCGUGAGCACAUCGCGGACUUCAAGCAAACAGAAAAGACCAGCUCAGCUAGUGAGCAAGAAACACAAGCACUGAAGCUGGAAGCAUCCCCAUCAAUUUCUGUGGCUGCAAGCACAGAACUGCAGGAAGUAAGACAGCGUUGUCCUACCGAUGCUCUCAUCUGGGGUCUGCCCUCGUGUCCAGGUGACACAGCUGCCCUUGGUGAUCAGAAGCCACUCACCUGGUCCCUGCGUGCCAGCUUGCAGUGAGGACAUCUGUCCAGGCACGAGAGCCCACCUACCAUUUUGAGAAUUACUGUCAGUGCCUCAGUUAGAUAAGCUAGGCUUCUGCAAUCAUACUGAAGUUUAACAUCCAUACAACAAAUUGCACAAAUCACAAGCAUGUAACUUGAUGAAUUUUUACAAAGUGAAUAUGCCCCAAAAACCAACACCCAGUUCUAGAAAUAGAACAUUAGCAGCCCCUCAGAAGCCCCUCAGAAGGCUGCUUUCUCCUUUCCUGACACUAGCAUUCCUUGACUUUAUUCUGCUUUCUAGCACUGUAGGUUAAUUUUACUUGUUUUUAAACUUUAUGUAAGUGGGAUUGUAAAUUAUAUGUUCUGUGCCUGUCUUCUUUUUGCUGCACAUUAGAAGUCAUCCAUAUUAUUGUAUCUGGCAACACUUUGUUCAUUCCCAUAACCUAUGGUAUUUUACUAGAUAAAUACGCUACACUUUACUUAUCCAUUGUACUUCUGGUGAAUAUUUGUGGCAUUUCAAAAUUUGGGAUAUUACAAAUAAUAAAGGAAUAAGCAUUUUUACAUGUCUUUUGGUGGGCAUAUGCCGGCUUUUUGCACACUUUUUAAAAACUGUUUAAUAAACACCCUGUUUUGCAAGAAGUUCACAUGCCAAUUCAUGUAGAGUUGCUUGAGACCGUAACAACUGAAUAGAAUUUAAUUGUAUGAUGUCUUGUAAUAUGUUUCGCUGUUGGUCAUUUAGUCAUGUGGCAGAAACCACUAGUUGUUUGCUAAAAUUCAUUCUCCCUUUCCUCUAUGGUAAUGGACCCUCCACAUUUUAAGCUGGGCAGAUGGCUGCCCAGAAUAGAGACUACCAAUA
Messenger RNA from Nomascus leucogenys (northern white-cheeked gibbon), 1311 nucleotides. Its product is annotated as serine/threonine-protein kinase MRCK beta-like. The transcript is spliced from 4 exons. The record is from RefSeq and is a predicted model, not a curated record. Bases 1 to 471 code for a protein of 156 amino acids. NCBI's taxonomy places the organism in Eukaryota, Metazoa, Chordata, Mammalia, Primates, Hylobatidae.